Molecule: messenger RNA, 1388 nt
Organism: Oncorhynchus tshawytscha (Chinook salmon)
Lineage: Eukaryota; Metazoa; Chordata; Actinopteri; Salmoniformes; Salmonidae
Cellular component (GO): mitochondrion
Source: RefSeq, a predicted model, not a curated record
GGGAGUGAAUGUGGUGCCUUUUCUGGAGUUCAUUGGUUUACCAGAGAAGAUCGUUGGUCUGCUGAAUCACUCUUCUGGCGGCUAUGCCCUUACUGCCUACGCCAUGUACAAGAUUGCAACACCCGCCAGAUACACAGUGACUCUGGGUGGGACGUCCUUCUCAGUGCAGUACCUCCGUAAACACGGCUACUUCUCCACCCCUCCGCCCGUCAAAGACUACCUGCAAGACCGGAUGGAAGAGACCAGGGAGAAACUCACAGAGAAAAUGGAGGAAACUAAGGAACUGUUCUCUGAAAAAAUGGAGGAAACCAAAGAACUACUCUCGGGGAAAAUGGAAGAUACGAAAGAACGAUUGUCUGGUAUUUCUGAAAAGAUGGAGGAGACGAAAGAACGUUUCUCUGGAAAGAUGGAGGAGACGAAAGAACGUUUCUCUGGAAAGAUGGAGGAGACGAAAGAACGUUUCUCUGGAAAGAUGGAGGAGACGAAAGAACGUUUCUCUGGAAAGAUGGAGGAGACGAAAGAACGUUUCUCUGGAAAGAUGGAGGAGACGAAAGAACGUUUCUCUGGAAAGAUGGGGGAGACGAAAGACAUGUUCUCUGAUAAACUACAGGAAGCCAAAGACGAAGUGUCUUACCGAAAGAAGCUCGAUUAGUCUUGUUUACAAGUGGUUGUGAAUAAACACAUGUUUGGUGUCUUCAAUGUGGUUGGGGUUAAAGACAGAAUUAAGGCACAUAUUAUGAACCUAUUGUUGAGAGACGAAUGAGUCCAGACAUUACUGUUCUUCUGCAAUUCCUGACUGCCCCAGCUAGUACCGUUAUACCUGCUAUAAGUAGGAGGCAGGUGGAAUUUCUCAGUUGCAAUAGAAUACACUGAGGAGCAUUAUGAAUUCUGGGUAUGAAAAAUAAAAUUCCUGUUUAAUUCAUCAUCGUCCAUCAAAGCCUCAUGGAGACUGUAACUGCUUGUCUUUCAACGUUUUAAAUCACGUUUUCUAAUGUCUUUUAUCCAAUACCCAAAUUUUAAUAUAUUGUAUUAUUUUUGUGUUCCUACUACCUAAUGUCUAAUCAACUGAAAGUUGUGCAUUUAAUAGGAAGUGUGAUUACAGAAGUUGUUUGAUUGAUUCCUUAAAGGGAUACUUCUGGAUGUUGGCAAUGCAGCCCUUUAUCUACUUCCACAGUCAGAUGAACUCAUGGACAAAAUCCAGAAGUAUCCCUUUAAGUUGCUAUGUGGAUAUUACAGAAUUAUUAAACCAAAAUGCAAAAAAAUGAAAACCACAGUCUGAACAGAAGGGUGUUGGGUACUGUAGUACCAGUUAUUGGACUGUUCUGUUAAUGUCAUGUCUGGUAUGAUCACAAUUUGCAAUAAAGCAGAAUAUUGAGCUUCCAAACAUC